GGCUGUGGGGCCUUCGCGCACCCGGCCCCGCUCGCCCGUGCCCGCCCGCCAUGCCCGGCUUCGACUACAAGUUCCUGGAGAAGCCCAAGCGGCGGCUGCUCUGCCCGCUGUGCGGGAAGCCCAUGCGCGAGCCCGUGCAGGUUUCUACCUGUGGCCACCGCUUCUGCGACACCUGCCUGCAGGAGUUCCUCAGUGAAGGAGUCUUCAAGUGCCCGGAGGACCAGCUUCCUCUGGACUAUGCCAAGAUCUACCCGGACCCAGAACUGGAGGUGCAGGUAUUGGGCCUGUCCAUCCGCUGCAUCCAUAGCGAGGAGGGCUGCCGCUGGAAUGGCCCCCUUCGGCACCUACAGGGCCACCUGAAUACCUGCAGCUUCAACGUGGUGCCCUGCCCCAACCGCUGCCCCGCCAAGCUGAGCCGCCGCGACCUGCCUGCGCACCUGCAGCACGACUGCCCCAAGCGGCGGCUCAAGUGCGAGUUCUGCGGCUGCGACUUCAGCGGGGAGGCCUUCGAGAGCCACGAGGGUGUGUGCCCGCAAGAGAGCGUGUACUGUGAGAACAAGUGUGGUGCCCGCAUGAUGCGGCGGCUGCUGGCCCAGCAUGCCACCUCCGAGUGCCCCAAGCGCACCCAGCCUUGCACCUACUGCACCAAGGAGUUCGUCUUCGACACCAUCCAGAGUCACCAGUACCAGUGCCCAAGGCUGCCUGUGCCGUGCCCCAACCAGUGUGGCGUGGGCACCGUGGCUCGGGAGGACCUGCCAGGCCAUCUGAAGGACAGCUGUAACACCGCGCUGGUGCUGUGCCCGUUCAAAGACUCCGGCUGCAAGCACAGGUGCCCUAAGCUGGCGAUGGCACGGCACGUGGAGGAGAGCGUGAAGCCGCAUCUGGCCAUGAUGUGUGCCCUGGUGAGCCGGCAGCGGCAGGAGCUGCAGGAGCUGCGAAGAGAGCUGGAGGAGUUGUCGGUGGGCAGUGAUGGCGUGCUCAUCUGGAAGAUUGGCAGUUACGGGCGCCGGCUCCAGGAGGCCAGAGCCAAGCCCAACCUCGAGUGCUUCAGCCCCGCCUUCUACACGCACAAGUAUGGCUACAAGCUGCAGGUGUCCGCAUUCCUCAACGGCAAUGGCAGUGGUGAGGGCACCCACCUCUCACUCUACAUUCGCGUGCUGCCGGGUGCCUUUGACAAUCUCCUCGAGUGGCCCUUCGCCCGCCGUGUGACCUUCUCCCUACUGGAUCAGAGUGACCCUGGGCUGGCGAAGCCACAGCAUGUCACUGAGACCUUUCACCCUGACCCAAACUGGAAGAAUUUCCAAAAACCAGGCACUUGGCGGGGCUCCCUGGAUGAGAGUGCUCUGGGCUUUGGUUACCCCAAGUUCAUCUCCCACCAGGAUAUCCGCAAGCGAAACUAUGUGCGGGAUGAUGCGGUCUUCAUCCGUGCCUCUGUUGAAUUGCCCCGAAAAAUCCUCAGCUGAGAGCAGACCAAGCGGCAGGAGAAAGGGGGAGGGCAGUGACCUCCAUCAGGCACGGCUGAGCCUGGAGAGGGGGCCGGACCCCCUUACAGCUGCUUCUGCUGCCGAGGCUCUGGUACACCGAUCCCCCGGUACGCCGAUCCCUUCCCUCCUUCCCCGCCACCCUCAGGUGCCUCCUAUUGGUGCUUCAGCCCUGACCUCUGGGAAGAGCAGGUCUUAGGGUCAUCAAGGGCUUGGAAACCAGCAAGCCCCGGACCUGUCUCCUGGACAGGGCAGACACGCCUUGGUGCCGGCUACACUCUUCCCGGGACCGAGGUGCCUGCUGGUGCUAUGUCCCAAGA
Molecule: messenger RNA, 1801 nt
Organism: Budorcas taxicolor (takin)
Lineage: Eukaryota; Metazoa; Chordata; Mammalia; Artiodactyla; Bovidae
Gene: TRAF4
Product: TNF receptor associated factor 4
Exons: 7
Coding region: 51-1463 (470 amino acids)
Biological process (GO): activation of NF-kappaB-inducing kinase activity; regulation of apoptotic process; positive regulation of JNK cascade
Molecular function (GO): zinc ion binding; protein binding
Source: RefSeq, a predicted model, not a curated record